Molecule: messenger RNA, 3342 nt
Organism: Neoarius graeffei (lesser salmon catfish)
Lineage: Eukaryota; Metazoa; Chordata; Actinopteri; Siluriformes; Ariidae
Exons: 4
Coding region: 1087-2979 (630 amino acids)
Source: RefSeq, a predicted model, not a curated record
CAAAAGAUACUGCAGCCUCCAUAUGUAAUCUUGACAUUUGCCAGAAAACUGCAACAGAGUGUCAAAGACUGCUCAGCGAAAAUUUAGAACUGAAAUCCACGGUGGUGUAGUGGUUAGCGCUGUCACCUCACAGCAAGAAGGUCCGGGUUCGAGCCCCGUGGCCGGCGAGGGCCUUUCUGUGCGGAGUUUGCAUGUUCUCCCUGUGUCCGCGUGGGUUUCCUCCGGGUGCUCCGGUUUCCCCCACAGUCCAAAGACAUGUAGGUUAGGUUAACUGGUGACCCUAAAUUGAGCGUAGGUGUGAAUGUGAGUGUGAAUGGUUGUCUGUGUCUAUGUGUCAGCCCUGUGAUGACCUGGCGACUUGUCCAGGGUGUACCCCACCUUUCACCCGUAGUCAGCUGGGAUAGGCUCCAGCUUGCCUGCGACCCUGUAGAACAGGAUAAAGCGGCUACAGAUAAUGAGAUGAGACGAGAACAUGAGAAAAUAAUCCUGUUUCAACAACUGUCCUAAAUAGAAAGGAAGUAUUGUACAGCCUUUGUGUUGGUAUAAUAGAUAGAUAGAUAGAUAGAUAGAUAGAUAGAUAGAUAGAUAGAUAGAAAGGAAAGAAGAAAUAUAUGAAAGAGAAACAUACACCGUGUAAGAGAAAAACUGAAAUAAUCUCCACUGAAAUAAUUAUAGUAGUAAAAAAAAAGCCAUUCAAAAAAUGAUCAGACUGAACUGGAAAAAGAAAAAAACAAUAAGUGAAAGGAAGCGCUAUAAAGAUAUGUAAGGAAUGUGGGUAAAGGUGAGAAAAUAAGAGGAGGGGAAGUCAGGAGAUACUUUUCUUGGGGCAAAUUUGAUCAGAUACGGCGGUUUAAUACAAGCCAAAUACAUGCGAUGGGAGUGGUAAGAUGGCGGCCAGACGGCUUCACUCUGACGAGCCUGCUCGCUCUCCAUAUUUUAUACAGCGCUCAGUGCCCAAACCCCCCUGACCACGUCAUCGCUUGUUUACCGUAAUGUAUUAUGGGCGAUAUCCGGGGUCAGCUUCGCCAUAUUCUUUACUUUCGCCUUUGUUAAACGCUGCGUAGUUCUGUGUAACCGGUUUUAAGCAUGCCUAAAGUGAACUGCUGUGUGCCUUAUUGUGUCUCCACAACAAAGAGAACUCCUAAUUUGAGCUUUUAUCAGCUGCCAGUCGAGGAGAACAGAAGAAAGAAAUGGAUAAGUUUAAUCCGCAAUGAAAACCUCCGAACUGAAUCGAAAUGGACGAGUGUUUGUAGCUUACAUUUCUCUGGUGGGAAAAAGACGUACUUAAACCGUGACCCAGCGAUAUUUCCAUGGUCUGCGGAAUGGCCUUCGGUUAUAGAAGAUUAUAACAAUCGACACUGUUCAUCAUCUGAAACCAGCGACAUUCCAAAGCCUGGAAAACACAGAAGUGUUAUUCGGCCUUUACCUCUCAACAUACCCAAGCACUCGGGAGCUGAACGAGGCUGUCGGAGCGAGGAAACUCCCAAACCACGGAAGGUUUUCAUUCCGACUUUUGAAGCAGCAGCUACCUUGCAGAGGGACGAUGUGGAGAAACGGUUACAGACUUCAGUGCAUUUCCAUGAUUACUUUCAGCGUCCGGAAGAGGAAACCAACAGCACUGGCAUCGGUGUCGUAUCAGAGACCAAUCAAGAGAUGCAGAUAAAUUUCACUUGUGCAGAGCACACAGAUGUUCGCUGUCCCAGUGAAGCUGGAAAGCAGGAUACAGGGAAGAAAAGUAAUCACCCCCUGUCACCUGAUUAUGGGCCGAGCAUUUUCACACACAAAAAGUCGUCUGCAAAACAAAAAAACACAAAAGCAUUGCAGAAGUCUGAAAAGCGACAAAACCUGAAGAAAAGGAAACGUGGAAGUAGAAAACAAGUUACAGCAGAAUGUGCAGUGCUUGGCCUUCGAGACACUGAUGUAACCACUCCUUCUGAAUGCUCCACGGAUUCCACUGAAUCAUCUCCUGAAGUUGCAGAUCUCAAAGAUGAAGGAAGUGCAGAAACUUUAGAUGAAAAUGAAGCAUUGCCUUUUGAGCUUGAAUGCAGAAUCCUGAGGAAGGAAAAUCGUACUUUGAAGGAACAACUGAAAAAAUACUCUCUCUGUCCGGAGUCUUUUUCAGAGGACAAUGGCAAAGUGGAACAAUUUACAGGUCUUCCAACAUAUGGGAUUAUGAUAGUGACGUUCCAGUUUAUACGGCCUUAUUUAAAUUUAAACAGGAAGUUUUCACCUUUCCGGCAGUUCCUGCUGACAUGUAUGCAUCUUCGACUGAACUUAAACUUACAGUUUUUAGCCUUCUUAUUUUCCGUUUCUUUAGAAACUGCAUCCAGAGUAUUUAGUAACACGUGUGAUGUUAUGUUCUGUCGCCUCGUUCCGGCGCUGGUGAUCUGGCCAGAUAGGGAACAUUUACGGCAAAGUCUGCCAGUUUCAUUUCAACAAAACUUUGAGAAAUGUUGCUGUAUAAUUGACUGUUUUGAAAUAUUUCAGGAAACACCGAGAGAAACCUGUUCGCAGAAUAAAAGCCACAACUCUUCAAAAUAUCUGAUAGGUAUUGCCCCACAAGGCGCGGUUUGUUUCGUUUCUCAGGGGUGGUAUGGUCACUGCAGCGACAAACACGUAACAGAACAUUGCGGAUUUCUGGAUGAACUUUUGCCAGGGGAUCUGAUCCUAGCAGACAGAGGGUUUGAUGGAGGUGACGCUGCUGGAUUGCCUUCUGCAAAUGUAAACAUUUCUGCGUUUACUCGGGGAACGUCCCAAAUGAGCGCGUUGGAUGUGGAGGGCACAAGGGCGCUUGCGUCAGCCAGAAUCCAUGUUGAGAGGGUUAUUGGAAUGGUUCGUCAGAAAUACACAAUACUGAGCAAUACUGUGCCCAUAUCUCUUGUACAUUCAAAAGAUAAUGGAAUAACAUCUUUGGACAAAAUCGUACAUGUCUGCUGUGCAUUGAUGAACCUAUCUGACCCCAUGAUUCUUUUUGAGUGAAAAAAAUGACAAAAUUCACUUAUUUGAAACCCCCAUUUUAUGGAUUACAUGAUGUCUGAACAGCUACUUUUUUUUUUUAUUUGUGUAAUACUUAUGACAAAGACGGCUUAAAAUUCUUUUAACAAUUUUAGAUGUGUGAUAUUUAUAAUAUCACAGUUAAUGUACAUAUUUGAGAAGGAUUUGAUGGAAAUUUUUACCAUACUGCAAAUGACAAUUCAGUGUAAUUUGUCAAUAUUAUACAGUGACAAAGUUUAUAAACAUUGCUGUAUGCUUUAUAGUUUGAAUUAUAAUUUUGACGUGGAAUUCUUUGCAAAAACUGCCAAAUUAUUGAAUUGCUGCAGAUUUGAAUGUAAUUGUAACAGG